Molecule: messenger RNA, 1089 nt
Organism: Quercus robur (English oak)
Lineage: Eukaryota; Viridiplantae; Streptophyta; Magnoliopsida; Fagales; Fagaceae
Exons: 1
Coding region: 1-1089 (362 amino acids)
Molecular function (GO): zinc ion binding; nucleic acid binding
Source: RefSeq, a predicted model, not a curated record
AUGGCGGAUGAACUGGAAGCUAUGUGGAGUAAACUAAGCUUUACAGAAGAAGAAGGUGAAGAUAUUGUGUUAGGGAGUAGUAGUACAAAGUUAGCGAGGGAGAUUGGAAAAAAUUGUGUGGUGAUGAAGAUUCUUACAAAACGCAUAAUUUUUCUGGAAGCUUUGAGAAAGAACAUGAAAAUGUUGUGGAAGCCAAACAGGGGUCUUCAAAUCUCUGAAAUUGAAAAUGACAUGUUUCUUGUGGAGUUUGGCGACGGAAGAGAUAAGAAACGGGUAAUGGAGAUGAGCCCUUGGUGUUUUGAAAAGCAACUUAUACUGUUGCAGGAAUUUGAAGGGGAGUUGGUCCCAAAAGAUAUAGUCCUGAAAUGGACCCCUUUUUGGGUUCAAAUAUACAACCUUCCGCUAAAAAGUAUGACACGCGAAACUGGGAUGGAAAUCGGGGCAAAGAUCGGAACAGUUAUAGACAUUGAUGUGCCUGAAAAAGGGGUACAAUGGGGAAGAUGCUUAAGGGUGCGAGUUCAGUUUGAUGCCACUAGAAAACUGGUUAGGGGUAAAAGGGUUUCGAUCGAAGGCGGAGAGAGCAGAUGGGUAUUUUUUAAAUAUGAGCGGCUGCCGAACUUCUGCUACCGGUGUGGGAAGCUGGACCAUGGAGAAAAGGAAUGUGCAGAAAAACAGGGGUCGGGGAAUGGAGAGGAUGGGGGUUGUAUGCAAUAUGGGGCGUGGUUAAGGGGUGAGCCAGGAAGACGGGGGGGGAAUGAUCAGGGAAGAUCGGAAGGCUCUAAUAAAAUGAGCUUCAAGCAGAAUAGGGAGGAGUUGACGGCUGGGGUGUCUGUGCAAGAAGCGGUCCGGCAAGAGGUGAGGGAGGAAGUAGGUGGAGGUCACGUGAGUGGGAGCAGGACCAGUCAAAGGUCUAGUCAGUGUUACAAGUCAGAGGAAAAGAGGGUGGCAUGUGAAGAUGAGAGUUUCAAUCAAGAAAAUGGAAAGUCAAGCCUGCCACAAGCAAAGGGGAAUGGGGGAUUAGACAAUAGUGGCCUGAACUCUCUGACAGGCAACCUUCCCACAGCAGAAAAUGAGGGAGUUAUGCAGUAG